Messenger RNA from Lizanozyma spartinae, 2388 nucleotides. RefSeq names its product Dap2p (gene DAP2). The record is from RefSeq and is a predicted model, not a curated record. Gene Ontology annotation, biological process: proteolysis. NCBI's taxonomy places the organism in Eukaryota, Fungi, Ascomycota, Pichiomycetes, Serinales, Debaryomycetaceae. The transcript has a single exon. Gene Ontology annotation, molecular function: serine-type endopeptidase activity; dipeptidyl-peptidase activity. The coding region runs from base 1 to 2388 and encodes 795 amino acids.
AUGAAAGGAGAAGUGGGGAUAUCGGAUAUAAGUCAUAUGAGAAGGGUUCGUCAUGUCUAUGGUCUUGCCUUCAUAUUGGUUCUACUUGUCUACGGAGUUAACUUACUCUUGGUCUCUGUUGAACGGGUCCAUCUCCAUAUAAAGAGCGAUGUCGCCACUGCUGCUUCUGCUGCUGCUGCUGCAAGUUACGACCCCUUGAGACUCAACAUAACUCAUAUAAGAGACGGGUUGUUUCGACCCACGUUCAAGGAUGUGAUUUGGAGUCAGGUAGAUGAUCAGUUGUAUGUUACCAGAGACAACGAUAACAACUAUGUUGUGAACUCUGUUGUUGACGGUAAGUACAAGGAACAGGUGUACAAUGCUACAUCCUUUGUGUAUGAUGGAAUAGAGUAUACUGUGGAUGAAGUGGUGCUUUCACCUGACUUCUCAAAGGUGAUACUUCAAACGAACACCAAUAAGAACUGGAGACACUCAUCCACGGCAUUGUAUUGGUUUGUUGAUUUACAGAACCCCAAGGAAGUCACGCCCAUUAAAAAUGGGGCUCAGAUUUCAGUGACCAAGUUCUCUUCCAACUCCUUAAGGAUCGCCUAUGUGUACAAGAAUAACUUGUAUACGUUUGACACUCAAACCAAAAAACUGACGCAAGUGACAUUUGAUGGAGAGGAAAACGCUAUCAUCAAUGGUAAGCCAGACUGGGGCUACGAAGAAGAGAUCUUAGCUACAGAUAAUGCCAUUUGGUGGUCUCCUAAAGGUGAUAGGUUGGCAUACCUUCGAUUCAACAUUACUCAAGUUCCAGAGUUUGAUUUAUCGUAUUACAUUGAAGAUCACGGUAUAAAAGUGGACACUUACCCUUCAGUAAAGAAGUUCAAAUAUGCUAAGGCUGGGAAUGCUAACCCCGAAGUCCAAGUUCACAUCUAUGAUGUUGUUACCAAUAAAGACCAUCCUAUUUUUGAAGCUGACGAUUUGCAUUUAGUUACAAACUUGGCGUGGAUUGGGGAUUAUGACCUUUUAUAUAAAACUACAAACAGAGUGUCUACCAAGUUGGAUGUUUCUGUUGUUUCAACCAAUGACAACGCUGUUUCCAUUUUCAGUGCAUCUGUGGUUAGAAGUGAACAAUUGAAAGAUUCUUGGUACGAACCAUUCACUCCAUUCUCAUUGGAUGAUGGUUCUGGAUAUGUUGAUGGAGUUUAUGAUUCCCAAGGGUUUUUACAUUUGGCCUAUUUCAAAACCAAGGCAUCCAGUCCAACAAAAUGGUUAACCUCAGGUAAUUUCGAAGUCACCAAAAUUUACGGUAUUCAAGAUGGUUCUGUUUACUUCCAAAGCACAAGAGGUUCUGGAAUGAGCAGACAAUUACUUACUGCUAAUAUUGUACUGGGUGAAUUAAAAGAACUAACGCCUGCUGGUGAAGGGUUUUACGAUGGGAAGUUUUCGUCUAAUUUCAAGUAUUUGAUCUUAUAUAACGAGGGACCCUCAAUCCCUAAGCAAGAGAUCAUUCUUGUGGAUAAUUUAAUGUCCAUUAAAGUGUUAACAGAGUGUCAAGACAUUCGGAAGAAUUUGCACAAAUAUAAAGUUCCUCAAACCAACUUUGGAGUAUUAGAAAUUGAUGAUUUGGCUGGUCCUUUAACCUCUAAAGUUAAUAUUCACUAUUCUGAAACUUUACCCCCUGGAUUCACUACAAAGAAGAAAUAUCCCGUUAUAUUUUAUGCUUAUGGAGGUCCUGGAUCUCAAAUAGUCACUAGACAGUUUUCAGUAGGCUUUUCUCAAGUAUUACUGUCGUAUUUGAAUGCUAUAGUUGUCACUGUUGAUGGAAGGGGAACUGGAUUCAAUAAUGAGAAUGGGAGUCAGCAGGAUUUCAAAUUCAAAGUCAAAAACAACUUGGGUCACUAUGAAAGUCUUGAUCAAAUUAGUGCUGCUCAAUAUUAUCUGUCUUUACCAUAUGUUUCAUCUGACCAUAUAGCCAUUUGGGGAUGGUCUUAUGGUGGAUAUUUAACUUUGAAGACGUUAUCUAACCCUAAAAACCUAGGAGUCUUCUCUUAUGGUGUAUCUAUUGCUCCAGUGACUAGUUGGAGAUACUAUGAUUCAAUGUACACUGAAAGAUACAUGAACACCCCAACAUCUAAUGAAGAAGGGUAUGUUAAAUCGAGUGUCCAUGAAAUCGAUAACUUCAAGAACAACGUGGUCAAGUUUAUGAUUGGCCACGGAACAGGUGAUGAUAAUGUUCAUUUCCAGAACAGUAUGAAGUUAAUUGACCAAUUUGACUUACAUGAAGUUGAGAAUUAUGAAUUUAAUGUGUUUCCUGAUUCGGACCAUUCUAUAAGUUUCCAUAAUGGGAACAAGGUUGUUUACGAUCGUAUUUUAGAUUUCUUUCAUCGUAAUAUACGAGGAUAG